AUGCCGGAACGAUUACCUGAGCUCUUGCAAUAUCGGAUGUGCUAUGGUGCGCAGGUGGGGAAGCUGGAACAGCGGCUGGUGUCGCUGCAGACGGCGCACGCGCUGCGGUGCUCCACGUGCCGUCCGCUGCUGUCGCGCUCCCAGGACCUGGAGAAGCGGCUGGCGCGCCUGCUGUCCGAGCGCUCGUCGCAUCUGCGCGAGCUCGCCGCCAUGAAGCAGGAGGCGCUGGAGGCGGCCAUCAGCGAGAAGGACGCGCACCUGGCGCUGCUGGAGGUGUCGGGGCUGCGCACUGCGCGCCAGGCGGAGCAGGCCGAGCGCCUGCGCGCAGACCGGCGCCGCCUCAUGGAGCGCCUCAAGCGGGAGACGGAGCACAGCGUGCAGCUGCUGCAGCAGUACGCGCCGCCUGAGCCCAUCAGCCCUGCGCCCUCACCGCCCUUCGGCGGCGGCGGCGGCGACGGCGACGACGAGGAGGAGGCGGACGAGCCCGCGGCGGCGGAGCGGGACGGUGCAGGCGGCGCCGCGACGGCCGCCUCGCAAGCGGCGCCGCCACGCCGCGCUCGGGUCGCGCCACGCCCCGCCCGCGCCCUCCACGCCGUCGCCACAAAACGGCACCGCUGCCGCACCACGCUCACUCGGAGGUGGAGCCUGACAGCCUGGACCCCGCCUCCAGCUCCGAGACGACUCCCUCCAUGUAAGCAGCCGGGAAGGCGCGCAGGGUCGGCGGAGACCGAAGGAAACAGCGGAGGAGGAGGAGGAGGAGGAGAAGAAGAAUCGGAAGACUACGGAGAAGCCGUCAACGGGGCGAGCGUCGAGCAGCAGCAUCGUCGUCCAUCGCCCUUCGCCCUUAGCCUGUCGCCCGGCGCCCCUCCCACGCCCCCAGACCAGACCAAGCGCGCCGGCCGAGGUCGCCCGCGCUGA
Messenger RNA from Gryllus bimaculatus (two-spotted cricket), 918 nucleotides. The record is from the annotation of a GenBank genome assembly. Lineage: Eukaryota; Metazoa; Arthropoda; Insecta; Orthoptera; Gryllidae.